Molecule: messenger RNA, 420 nt
Organism: Oldenlandia corymbosa var. corymbosa
Lineage: Eukaryota; Viridiplantae; Streptophyta; Magnoliopsida; Gentianales; Rubiaceae
Source: the annotation of a GenBank genome assembly
AUGGCAACGACGGUUACCAGGUCUCAAACCUCUAGAGCACCGCCGAUCAAUGAAAACAACCCUCCUCCUGAAAAAGGCCUAGAGAAUAAUCCGCCUUUGAUCAAAGGUCCAGAGGCAAAUCGUCGUGCAGAUAAAGAACUUUUGUUUGAACUCCAAGAACAUUCUUUUGAUGAAGAAACUGAAGAUAACACUUGGAAUGAUGUUAGCAUGAUAGAGAUGAUGCAAUAUGUUAAUGCUACUCGCAGCACCUUUAAUCAGUACAGAAAGUAUGUUGCUAAAGGGAAAGCACCUUUGGAAAAUGCUUCAAACCAUGAAGGCGAUCCUGAUCGAGCUUUGCACAAGGCUGCUGAUCAACAGCACCAAGUUCGCAAAAGGAAAAGAACAAAUCCUCAAGUACAAGGGCAAGAAACACCACUGUGA